AUGAAGACCUCAUGCCAGCGGCCAACUUCAAUCCCAAUCAAACUUGCAAUUAUCAUUUUGUUCUCAAUUUCAUGUGCGAAUUCAGAGCAAGUUAAUCUAGACAUGUUUUUUCGAUGCCUUUCAAAUAAUUCUUCACCAUUUUACCCAGUCUUCCAGGCCAUCUACACCCCCAACAAUGCUUCUUUUCUCUCAGUUUUGAACUCUUAUAUAAAAAACCGCAGGUUUUUGACAUCUGCAACCCCAAAACCACUUGCUAUUAUAGCUGCCAAACACAUUUCUCACAUCCAAGCAGCUGUUACUUGUGCACAGCAUUAUGGCUUGGAAAUCAGGAUUCGAAGCGGUGGCCAUGACUAUGAGGGUCUUUCAUACGUAUCAAAUAAUCCAUUUAUAGUCCUUGAUAUGUUCAAUUUGCGUGCUCUAGACAUUGAUAUAGCAUCCGAGACUGCAUGGGUUCAGGCUGGUGCUACUCUUGGCGAUGUUUAUUACAGAAUUGCGGAGAAAAGUAAAGUCCAUGCUUUCCCUGCUGGGGUCUGUCCGACUGUAGGCACGGGUGGACACUUUUCUGGAGGUGGAUAUGGAAACUUGAUGCGAAAGUAUGGCCUCUCUGUGGAUAAUAUAAUCGAUGCGCAAUUAGUCACUGUUAAUGGAUCGAUCCUCGAUAGAAAAUCCAUGGGAGAGGAUGUGUUUUGGGCCAUUAGAGGAGGUGGUGGAGCAAGCUUUGGAGUCAUUUUUUCAUGGAGAAUAAAGUUGGUAAGAGUUCCAUCCAUGGUGACAGUGUUCAACGUUAAAAGGACAUUAGAACAGAAUGCAACAGAUGUUGUUUAUCGUUGGCAACAGGUUGCGGACAAGCUACCAAAGGACCUCUUCAUAAGGGCAAUGCCACAAGCAGUGAAUGGAAGUCAGGAAGGCAAGAAGACGGUGCAAGUUUCUUUCAUUGGACACUUCUUGGGAAAAUCUGAAAGCCUUAUCCCUUUGAUGAAUGUGAGGUUUCCCGAACUAAGAUUGCAGCAAGAUGACUGCAAUGAAAUGACAUGGAUUGAGUCUACUCUUUUCUGGGCAUAUUUCCCCCUCGGAACUCCCAUGGAUGCUUUAUUAGUCAGGCCAUCCAAGGCAGAUUUCUUCUUCAAAGGCAAGUCUGAUUAUGUGAAGGAACCAAUUCCAAAGACUGGUUUAGAAUCCAUAUGGAAGUUGUUGAUCGAAAUAGGGGAAAAUGGAUGGAUGCAAUGGAAUCCUUAUGGAGGAAGAAUGAGUGAGAUUUCGGAAUCAGAGACUCCAUUUCCGCACAGGACUGGAAACAUAUUCAAGAUACAGUAUGCCGUGAAGUGGGUGGAAGAAGGUACAGAAGCUACGAACCAUUACCUUGAACUUUCAAGAACCUUGUAUGAGGUUAUGAGACCGUACGUAUCAAAGUCUCCAAGGGAGGCUUUUUUCAACUAUAAAGAUCUUGAUAUCGGUAUUGCCAGUUCAAGUAAUAAUCGUACGAUCCUUAUUGACAGUGCACGAGUGUAUGGGAGUAAGUAUUUCAAGGGCAAUCUAGACAGGUUGGUGCGUGCGAAGACCAGCAUUGAUCCCUCCAAUUUCUUCAAAAACGAACAAAGCAUUCCCCCCGGGCCUUGAGCCAGCUUUAAGCGGUUUCCAGUCCAUGGCGGCCCUCCUUCAUGAGCUUGUUAAUAAACCAAAUCAAAGAGUUUUACAAAAUAAUACAUUUGAUCUA
This is a messenger RNA of Juglans regia (Persian walnut), 1714 nucleotides long. Its product is annotated as berberine bridge enzyme-like 4. Bases 1 to 1617 code for a protein of 538 amino acids. Gene Ontology annotation, molecular function: FAD binding; oxidoreductase activity. NCBI's taxonomy places the organism in Eukaryota, Viridiplantae, Streptophyta, Magnoliopsida, Fagales, Juglandaceae. The record is from RefSeq and is a predicted model, not a curated record. The transcript has a single exon.